Molecule: messenger RNA, 612 nt
Organism: Adineta ricciae
Lineage: Eukaryota; Metazoa; Rotifera; Eurotatoria; Adinetida; Adinetidae
Source: the annotation of a GenBank genome assembly
AUGGGCGUCUCACGAAGUGCAACACUUGUAAUUGCCUAUCUGAUGAUCGAUGGACGUAAGACACUCGGUGAAGCUUUUCUUCAAGUGAAAAGUGCUCGGCCACAAAUCGAUCCAAACGAAGGCUUUAUCCGACAACUACGUGAUCUAGAAAGAUCGUUAUUUCAUCAAACAAUGACUUUAGAACGUAUCUCAUAUCAAGAUACAAGCAUUGAUGAAUCGCCUCGAAUCGUUUUGGAUCGCGUGCUCGUCGUACUUCAAGAUUUCACUGUAGCCUUUGCUGACGACGCAUCUAUUCAAACACUUGAUAUGCUUAAAGAAAAACUUCUGACAAUGAUGGACAAAGUUAAACACAAUCACAUGACCGAUCUAGUUGCUAAUGCAAUCUGUAGAUAUUUGCGAAUGUUUGGAAAGGAUGACCCAUUUGAUCGGCAAGCAAGAAUUGGCUUACAAAAAGGACUUUCUGCUUUGUGUACAUUUUACAGUAUCGAACUUAUCGAUUGCAUCGACAAGUUUAUGCUUACAGAAGAAUGGAGACAUCUGUGCGUUGACGUACCGCUAGUCAAUCAAUGGAUCAGUGAUUUACGAAAUGACAAUGUUUCCAUCGAUAUGUAA